UCCCAUACUCUGAAAAUUUAAGCAAUGGCGUGGAAAACGACUCGCACCUACCCUACAAUCAAAACAAGACAUUGUUGAAUCCUAGUACGCAAAUAAGUUAGGUCCCUCAUAUGUACUCGGCAAGCCCUAAUUUAUUGUAUUGUUGAUCACCUCUCUUCUAUAAAUUGUUCUUAGAGAGAAAAAGAAACAAAUCACAGUAAUUCAGCAAUAAUGGCUUCUGAAUUUAGUAAAGCAGUAGUAGCAGAAGAAGAAGAACAUAGUUUGUUAUUAGUGACUGAAAAAAACCCAGAAAUUGAAGAAGAUGAAGAAGAGAAGGCAUAUGAAUCAUGUGAAAUGGUAGUAAUAGAAUCAUUAGAAAUCGAAGAUUAUUCAGUAACACCACCAUUUUCAUGGAAGAAACUGUGGUUAUUUACAGGACCUGGUUUUUUAAUGAGUAUUGGGUUUCUAGAUCCAGGGAAUUUAGAAGGAGAUCUACAAUCAGGAGCUAUUGCUGGGUAUUCGUUAUUAUGGUUACUAAUGUGGGCAACAAUGAUGGGGUUAUUAAUUCAGUUAUUAUCAGCUAGACUUGGUGUUGCUACUGGUAAACAUUUAGCUGAAUUAUGUAGAGAAGAAUAUCCUAAAUGGGUUAGUCUUUUGUUGUGGGUUAUGGCUGAAUUGGCUUUAAUUGGUGCUGAUAUUCAAGAAGUUAUUGGAAGUGCUAUUGCUAUUCAGAUUUUGAGUAAUGGUUACUUGCCUCUUUGGGUUGGUGUUCUCAUUACUGCAUCUGAUUGUUUUUUCUUUUUGUUUCUUGAGAACUAUGGAGUGAGGAAAUUGGAAGCUGUUUUUGCUGUCCUUAUUGGAACAAUGGCAAUUUCAUUUGCUUGGAUGUUUGGUGAAACCAAACCUAGUGGAAAGGAACUUCUGAUUGGUGUUCUGGUUCCAAAACUUAGCUCUAAAACGAUAAAGCAAGCGGUUGGUGUUGUGGGUUGUGUUAUUAUGCCUCAUAAUGUCUUCCUGCAUUCAGCACUUGUGCAGUCAAGGAAAAUAGACAUUGAAAAGAAAGGCCGGGUUCAAGAAGCCCUGAACUAUUAUUCAAUUGAGGCAACUGUUGCUCUCAUCAUUUCCUUCAUGAUCAAUUUGUUUGUGACAACUGUGUUUGCAAAAUCGUUCUACGAUACAGGUAACGCCAAACACAUUGGCCUUGUUAAUGCAGGGCAAUAUUUAGAAGAAAAGUAUGGAGGAGGACUUCUUCCAAUUCUCUACAUCUGGGGUAUUGGUUUAUUAGCAGCCGGGCAGAGUAGUACCCUUACUGGAACCUAUGCAGGGCAAUUCAUCAUGGGAGGCUUUCUCAAUCUUCGUUUAAAAAAAUGGUUGAGGGCAUUGAUCACGAGAAGCUGUGCCAUCAUCCCAACCGUAAUUGUUGCCCUUAUAUUCAACCGUUCUGAAAGUUCUUUGGACGUCUUGAAUGAAUGGCUUAACGUUCUUCAGUCCGUUCAAAUUCCAUUUGCACUUAUUCCACUUCUGUACUUGGUUUCGAAGGAGAAAAUCAUGGGUACCUUUAAAAUUGGCCCCAGUAUCAAGAUGGCAGCAUGGAUUGUGGCUGGUCUGGUGAUGGUGAUAAAUGCUUACCUUCUGUUGGAUUUUAUCCGUGUUGAAGUGACUGGAAUGUUGUUUGGUUCGUUGGUGUUUGUUGUUAUAGCAGCAUACGUGUCAUUCAUUAUCUAUCUGGUUUCAAGAGUUACUGCAUCGUAGAGAACUGGCCGAAGAGUUACUGCAUGGUAGAAAAUUGGCUGAAGAAAUUGGGUUUGCCUUCGGCCAUCAGUCUCAUUGUAAAUAGUGCUACAAAUUUUUGUGAAUGUUGAUUAGAAGAAUAUAGAGGUGUCUACAUAUAAUUUCUAAUUGGUAUUAUAUAAUAAAAUGUAAUUUGAUCACCUGGGGGUGAAGGUAACUGAACGGUGCUAGAUACGUUAAGAUGUAAUAUGGUGAACUGUGCAUUUAGGUGUGGUUCAGUAUCAUCAACCAGAUAGGAGUUUAACUGUCACUAGCAUAGUAGUGAAGAUAACUGAACAUGCUUUAAGGUGUAAUCAGUCAGUAUUAUGUGAGUUUUAGUAUUUGGGUC
This is a messenger RNA of Papaver somniferum (opium poppy), 2098 nucleotides long. RefSeq names its product metal transporter Nramp2-like. The record is from RefSeq and is a predicted model, not a curated record. Gene Ontology annotation, biological process: metal ion transport. The coding region runs from base 211 to 1731 and encodes 506 amino acids. The transcript has 4 exons. NCBI's taxonomy places the organism in Eukaryota, Viridiplantae, Streptophyta, Magnoliopsida, Ranunculales, Papaveraceae. Gene Ontology annotation, molecular function: cadmium ion transmembrane transporter activity; manganese ion transmembrane transporter activity. Gene Ontology annotation, cellular component: membrane.